This is a messenger RNA of Pomacea canaliculata, 1621 nucleotides long. RefSeq names its product tetraspanin-3-like. The coding region runs from base 244 to 1125 and encodes 293 amino acids. The transcript has 8 exons. The record is from RefSeq and is a predicted model, not a curated record. Gene Ontology annotation, cellular component: membrane. NCBI's taxonomy places the organism in Eukaryota, Metazoa, Mollusca, Gastropoda, Architaenioglossa, Ampullariidae.
GUCACGACGUUGCAGCGUCGCCUUUCAGUGAUUGCCUUUCGCUGACGCAAUUUCAACGGUUGCGAAGCGCCUGCCGUCGUCUGCUCGCAGAGAAAAUCACAUUCUCGUGCGAUAGUUACUGACAGUUACCAGCUAGACGUUGCAGAGACAGCUCACUCUGACUGUAAAGUUCCACGACACCAGGUGUAUGUACUGUGUGUGUAUGUGACGUACGCUUAUCGCGGCUUUGGCCAGCCAUCAGCCAUGGCUGUCAACUUCUACAAAGCCAUCCUCGUCGUCCUCAACAUAGUAUUCAUGGUAAUUGGAGUGAUACUGUUGGUGCUUGGGCUGAUGUUCAAGAUAAGGUGGAACAGCGUCAGGGACGCCUUUCAAAGUGUGGAAGGAAAAGGCUUCAACGUUGCUUACGCCGGUGAGACUGUCGCCACGAGCGUCAUCGUCUUCGGCGCCUUUAUCCUCUUCAUGGCGCUGCUCGGUAUGGUGGGGGCCAUGUGUGAGGUGCGCCUUCUUCUCACACUGUACACUUUUCUCGUCAUAGUGGCCGUCAUUGCCGAGCUCACCACCAUCAUACUCAUCGGGACGAAGGGUUUAAAGGCCAUGCAAUCACUGGACAAUACGCUCAUGAAUGUCUUUAAAGGCUACAAUGAGACCAACGAAGACGCGAGGUCAAAGGCCAUCAGUGUACUUUUCUCUAUGCAUCAAUGCUGCGGCUUGGCCGGGGACAAGGACUUCGAUAUGAGUUCGAAUGACCCCAUUAUUCCGUGGUUCCCCGACGAAAAAAAGCGAAAGGCAGGUGACAUCCAUGGCAAAGCGAAGCUUCCUCUAACAUGUUGUAAAGGUGUGCACCAAGAACACAUCACCCAGAGAAACUACGAGGUCGCCAAGGACUGUCUGCUCGGCCACACAAACGGGACCGCAUACACGCAGGGAUGCCAGAAGGUCAUCGCGAAUAAAAUCAAGGUCUUCCAGAACACUUCUAUCGGCGUGGGCAUUAGCAUUAUCAUCAUCGAGAUAUUGCUUAUCCUUGACAUCCUGCUGCAUGUGUUGUGGAGACAACACAGCCAAGUACUUCAAGCACGCUACACUGGAGUGAUCUCAAGGGUCAGAGGGCGUCACAACGUCCACUAACGUCAACGGUCAAAACAUACAACGCUCGAUUUGUCAUUGUGGUCUUAUGUCGGGACUGUGUGUGCGUGUUAAUCCCUGUUUGACCACUAAACGUACAGCACAUAUGUAAAGGAUUAAAUACUAGCAAACGUCUUGUAAACUGAUAUUAAUGAAUAAAUAAGCUACUAAAGUAUACCACAAACACAAGAUAACCCCGCUUUAUUAUAUCAUUUACGUUACCUUUGUGUUUUUUAAGACUAGAGUAUGAGUCUAAUUUAAAAAAAAAAGGUAUAAUAUGGAACUCGAAAAAAAGGAAAAUUGAAGCAGUAUCAAAAUGGAGUUGUGUAUUGGUUUGAGAAAGUUUGUAUGUGCAAUGUUAGUUGAGCUUUAUAGCUUUGGCUUGAACGUAAGAUAUCACCAAUAAGUGCUUGUGUUGAUGAUUGCACAAAAUGAUUAGUUUACUAUGGAAGGUCAAUAUUUAACAAGGAAUAAAGAAUAAAAAUCACUGGAAGGCCAA